Papilio xuthus (Asian swallowtail) is the source of this 735-nucleotide messenger RNA. RefSeq names its product odorant-binding protein 5 (gene Obp5). Gene Ontology annotation, molecular function: odorant binding. NCBI's taxonomy places the organism in Eukaryota, Metazoa, Arthropoda, Insecta, Lepidoptera, Papilionidae. Bases 187 to 633 code for a protein of 148 amino acids. The record is from RefSeq and is a predicted model, not a curated record. The transcript is spliced from 5 exons.
UAUUGAAAUGUCAUUAUCGAUGUUAUCAAAAAGAAUAAAUAACUUUUGUAGUCAUUGUAUUUCAGAUUUAUAUAAAAGAUAAUAUUGUAUAAAUUAUAGGCGUUGACACAUAAUGAUGAAUGCUGCUAUAUAUUGAGAUAAUUGUUUCACACUUUCUCACUUGGGUCAGUGUUGAUCAGUGUAGUCAUGGCGUUUUUCCUAUUUCAAGUUUUAUACUCGUCGAUGAUUGUGACAAUUGUUGUGGGCAAUUCAUUAGGGGAUUUACAAAAGAGUUACGCAGAUUUAGUAAUAGGAUGCGCGAAGGAAUUUCCAAUAACUACAGAAGACAUCGCUCAAUUACAGAACAAGCAAUUACCUGACAAAGAAUCUGUGAAACGCCUCUUCGCUUGCGCGUACAAGAAGGCUGGAAUGAUGGAUGACGAAGGUAAAAUGUCCGUGGAAGGUGCUCUAGAAGUUAUAAACAAAUAUUUAGCUGACGAUCCCGACACUAUGAAGAAAGCGAUCGACUUUACUAACGCAUGCAGUACUGUAAAUGACGCAGAAGUCAGCGACGGAACCAAAGGCUGUGAUAGAGCUGCAUUAAUGUUCCGCUGUAGUAUUGAUAAAGCCGAUGAGUUCGAUAUAAAUCUUUGACACAAGAAACGAAGACAGCAGACGUAGUUUAAUAAGCAAAAUUAUUGUAAAAGUAAACUAUAUGUGCUAUUUUAAAAAGAAAUAUAUUAAACGUAAAUAAUA